Microthlaspi erraticum is the source of this 1296-nucleotide messenger RNA. Lineage: Eukaryota; Viridiplantae; Streptophyta; Magnoliopsida; Brassicales; Brassicaceae. The record is from the annotation of a GenBank genome assembly.
AUGGGACUGAAGCGACCUUUUGAUGCUGAAGAGAUGCAAGAGUGCAACGCUAAGCAUGCAAGGCAGCUUAGUUAUAGCCCUAAGCAUCUCAGCCAAUCAGACGAAUUCAUUCCUUAUCAUUUUCCUCUGGAGAAAACAGGUUUCUUAGCCGACGAUAAGCCUACAUGGAGUUACAAUGAUCAUGUUGAGAAGGAUUUUGAUACAUGUGCACCGUUCUCGUGGAACCAAACCGGUUCGUUUCAGGAAGAUGCGACGACGACGACUCAGUCAUCUCUUUCUCAACAAUCUUCCGGUUCAGAUUCCACCUGGAGACCAGUUUCACCAUUGGAGGAUGCUUACACUCGUCUGAUGAGUCAUGCUCCGACGAAAGAAGUUCCGGUUGGGUCUAACCACCAGGCGGAGAUCCCUGAAUACGUCAAGGAAGAGAUUCUUGAUCGCGGUAACGAUGCAGUAGAAAGAAUACUGAUGGGGAAGUGCAUUAUAACACCAAUGCCUGAAUCAGACGUUUGUGGAUCUGUUGUUGGUCAAGGAAGAAAGGAAUGUCUUUGCCUUGACAAAGGCUCUGUCAGAUGCGUGCGGCUACAUGUCAUGGAAGCGAGAGAGAGGCUGAUCAAAGAUAUAGGAUACGAGAGGUUUAGGGAGCUAGGGUUCUGUGAAAUGGGAGAGGAGGUUGCAAGGUUAUGGACUGAAGACGAAGAAGAUCUGUUUCAUAGAGUUGUCUACUCCAAUCCUGUUUCAAUGGGUCGCAACUUCUGGAAGCAAUUGAAGGCGACUUUUCCUUCAAAAACCAUGAAGGAACUUGUUAGCUACUACUUCAAUGUCUUCAUCUUGCAGAGACGGGCUACGCAGAACCGGAUUAGAACCCUAGACGUUGACAGUGACGACGAUGAAUGGCAAGUUGAAUACGAGGAGGAGGAGGAAGAAGAAGAAGAAGAAGAAACCAACAGCAACGACGAAGAAGGAUCACCAAGUAACGAUGCUCGUUGUGUAUAUAUGGAUAAGGAUUCAAGAGGCGGUGAGGUAUACGUGGAAGACGACUCGUGUAUGUCCUUCGAGCUACAGGACUCCAGUUUGAUCUUUUCUCACAGCUCGAUUGGAAACAGAGAGUGCCGCAGAUCUGGUGGUGAUGAUUCGUUUUCGUUUGAUGAUGCCUGUGAUGGGAGACUCGCACCAUCAGAUUGCUGGAUCAAGAACAACGAUCUUCUACCAACUUCGAACAUCAUUGAGGAGAUAUUUGGUCGAGAUGAAUGGAGAGAGAAUGAUGAUGAUGAUGAGGAUAACUCCAAGGGGAAGUAA